Molecule: messenger RNA, 336 nt
Organism: Trichoderma gamsii
Lineage: Eukaryota; Fungi; Ascomycota; Sordariomycetes; Hypocreales; Hypocreaceae
Exons: 1
Coding region: 1-336 (111 amino acids)
Source: RefSeq, a predicted model, not a curated record
AUGAAGAUAACAAAUUUGAGUUCUCUUGAGCUCUUGUUUGAUCAGGAAGGCACUUUCCUACUGAAAAAGGGUCAACAGACCGUUGGAGAAUUGAGCGGAUGUCUCGAUAUUGUUCCAGGUGAAUUCGAGGCCGACUUCGAAGGAUACAUUCAAAGCGGGGUUUCUGGAAUGGUAACUCUAAAAGGGUAUCAUUAUGAGGACAUGGAUAGAUCUUGGCAAGAAUAUGCUAUCAAGCUAUUCGAGGUUGAAGUCAACUUGGAUGAGAUGGAUGUUGAUGGCAACACUGUUGAUAUUGCUGACCGUGGCGAACAUUUGCUCCCUACUCGGUCAAAAUGA